Messenger RNA from Anopheles nili, 1516 nucleotides. RefSeq names its product serine/threonine-protein kinase tricornered (gene trc). The coding region runs from base 1 to 1377 and encodes 458 amino acids. The transcript has 4 exons. Gene Ontology annotation, biological process: intracellular signal transduction; peptidyl-serine phosphorylation. Lineage: Eukaryota; Metazoa; Arthropoda; Insecta; Diptera; Culicidae. Gene Ontology annotation, molecular function: ATP binding; protein serine/threonine kinase activity. The record is from RefSeq and is a predicted model, not a curated record.
AUGACGGCGACUGAUAACACGGUCCGCUUCAGCGAUCACACGCUCGAUAAGGCGACGAAGGCGAAGGUUACACUCGAGAACUACUACAGCAAUCUGAUCACACAGCACGGUGAGCGGAAGCAGCGCCAGGCGAAGCUGGAAGCGUCGCUGAAGGACGAAACACUGUCGGAAUCGCAGCGGCAGGAGAAGCGCAUGCAGCACGCCCAGAAGGAGACGGAGUUCCUGCGGCUGAAGCGGUCCCGGCUCGGUGUCGAGGAUUUCGAAGCCUUGAAAGUGAUCGGACGGGGUGCGUUCGGGGAGGUGCGGUUGGUGCAGAAGAAAGACACCGGACACGUGUACGCGAUGAAGGUCCUGCGCAAGGCGGACAUGCUCGAGAAGGAGCAGGUGGCGCACGUGCGUGCAGAACGGGACGUCUUGGUCGAAGCCGACCACCAGUGGGUGGUGAAGAUGUACUACAGCUUUCAGGAUUCGGUGAACUUGUAUCUGAUCAUGGAGUUUCUGCCUGGAGGCGACAUGAUGACGCUGCUCAUGAAGAAGGACACUCUGUCGGAGGAGUGCACACAGUUCUACAUCGUCGAGACGGCGCUGGCGAUCGAUUCGAUUCACCGGCUCGGUUUCAUACACCGUGACAUCAAGCCAGACAAUCUGCUGCUGGAUGCGCGCGGUCACCUUAAGCUGUCCGACUUUGGGCUGUGCACCGGGUUGAAGAAGUCACACCGGACCGACUUCUAUCGCGAUCUGUCGCAAGCGAAACCGUCCGACUUCAUAGGGACCUGCGCCAGCCCGAUGGACUCGAAGCGGCGAGCUGAAAGCUGGAAACGGAACCGGCGAGCGCUGGCGUACAGUACGGUCGGCACACCGGACUAUAUCGCACCCGAGGUGUUCCUGCAGACCGGCUACGGGCCGGCCUGCGACUGGUGGUCACUUGGUGUCAUCAUGUACGAGAUGCUGAUGGGGUAUCCACCGUUCUGCUCGGACAACCCGCAGGACACGUACCGGAAGGUGAUGAACUGGCGCGAGACGCUCAUCUUCCCACCAGAGACGCCCAUCUCGGAGGAGGCUCGCGAUACGAUAGUUAAAUUUUGCUGCGAAGCCGAACGACGACUCGGUUCUCAGCGUGGAAUUGAGGAUCUAAAACUAGUGCAAUUCUUCCGUGGUGUCGACUGGGAGCACAUACGAGAGCGACCGGCAGCGAUCCCCGUCGAGGUGCGCUCCAUCGACGACACAUCGAACUUUGACGAAUUUCCGGACGUAGCCCUAGAGAUACCCGCCCACCCGCAACCGGAAGGGGAAGUGCUCAAGGAUUGGGUGUUUAUCAACUACACGUUCAGGCGGUUCGAAAGCCUUACCCAGCGCGGUACCCCGACGAAAAAGUGAGCUGUGAACGCAUCGUAAACGACGCUAAACCGAAGCAACCCGCAGAACCCUAUAGAAGCAGACAAAACAUGCAGCCUUUUUUGCGAGUAACUAGUAAGCCCCCUAGCGCGCGUGGCGAUGACCAAUCGAAGCCAUCAGU